This is a messenger RNA of Nycticebus coucang (slow loris), 8809 nucleotides long. It is a transcript of the gene BACH2, whose product is annotated as BTB domain and CNC homolog 2. Lineage: Eukaryota; Metazoa; Chordata; Mammalia; Primates; Lorisidae. Gene Ontology annotation, biological process: regulation of transcription by RNA polymerase II. The record is from RefSeq and is a predicted model, not a curated record. The transcript has 8 exons. The coding region runs from base 837 to 3356 and encodes 839 amino acids. Gene Ontology annotation, molecular function: protein binding; RNA polymerase II cis-regulatory region sequence-specific DNA binding; DNA-binding transcription factor activity, RNA polymerase II-specific.
UGAUGCCUAAUGAGAUACUUUGCUUUUGUCUGUUUAGAGUAAAAUUAGAGAUGUUAAGUCUGAUAACGGUUUUCUCAGAUCAUUAAAAUGUAACAUGUAGGAAAGGCUCGUCUAGCUGCGAGUGUUCUGCUGACAUGAAAGACGCCGAGCGCGAACGGCUGCCGCUCCCUGGGUGGAGAGGGCUAUUUUGGUAAGACAGCGGGCGGGCUUCUUGCUUAAAAUGCGAGAUCGCCCCACCUAGAUUCUCCAGCAGCUCCAGAGUAAACGGCAUUUUUCAUUUUUUCUGGUAAUAAUAAACGUGAGUCAAAAUGACAUCCUGUUAGAAUUAGUCUUCCGUCUGUAAGAGAGAUUGCUGAAUUACAGCGUUGCUUUCAAACUGCUCCAGUGAAAGUGCAGCUGACUGCUUCAGAAAGUGAGGGCUCUGGGGAGGAGGAGAGUCUUCAAGAGCUGCUUUGAAUUGUGACAUGUCUGAACCCUUGCUCCCAUCCCUGCAGCAUGAACAAGUGGCAAGUAGUUCUGAUUGCACCAUCUUUGUGUGAUGGAAGUGAAAAUCUGACAACCUCUCCACUGCAUUUGAGAACUUGAGCACCUUGAAUGUUGAAGAAGUGAAUUCUUCUAGCUGAAGUUCUCCAACUAGGAUAACUUGGUCCUGGCAAUUAACACUUGUGGACACUCACUGACCUGUCACUGACCUGUCACAGGUCAGCCCACAAAGCUCUGGGGUACAGGUCUGAAUGGACUGCCAGAGUCAUCUCAUCUCACCCUGCGCCCAGUCCCCUGCCUCCUAAGACUCAGAGCCAACAUAGGACCUGGAAAAAUCAUAUGGUGUGAACGGCAUGUCUGUGGAUGAGAAGCCUGACUCCCCCAUGUACGUAUAUGAGUCCACAGUCCACUGUGCCAACAUCCUCCUGGGCCUCAAUGACCAGCGGAAAAAGGACAUUCUCUGUGAUGUGACUUUGAUCGUGGAGAGGAAGGAGUUCCGGGCCCACCGGGCUGUACUGGCUGCAUGCAGUGAAUACUUCUGGCAGGCGCUGGUCGGACAGACAAAAAAUGACUUGGUGGUCAGCUUGCCUGAGGAGGUCACGGCCAGGGGCUUCGGGCCGCUGCUGCAGUUCGCCUACACCGCCAAGCUACUGCUCAGCAGGGACAACAUCCGCGAGGUGAUCCGCUGCGCCGAGCUGCUGCGCAUGCACAACCUGGAGGACUCCUGCUUCCGCUUCCUGCAGACGCAGCUGCUGAGCGGCGAGGAUGGCCUGUGCGUGUGCCGCAAGGAUGGCGGCCAGCGCGCGCGCGGCGCCGAGGACUCCGCGGGGGAGGACGAGGACGACGAGGAGGCCAUGGACGCCGCCGACGCGCCCAGGGCGGCCUGCCCCGCCGGCCCGACGCUUCCAGACCCCGUGAGCUUUGAUGCCGCCGCCCUCCCGGUGGCGGACAAGGGGGAGGCCUUGCUGCCCGAGACCAACGUGCCCGCGGACGCCAAGGACAGCUCGGAAAAGGACGUGCUGACACAGUACCCCAGGUACAAGAAGUACCAGCUGGCGUGCACCAAGAACGUCUACAGCGCGGCGUCGCACAGCGGCUCGGGGUUCGCAGGUGCGUUCAGUGAGGAGAGCUCCGGCAGCAUCCUCAAGCCGGGGCUGGCCAUGGGGCAAAUUAAGAGAGAGCCUCCCAGUGAAGAGAAUGAGGACGACAGCGUCACCCUCUGCCUAUCUGGAGAUGAGCCCGACGCCAAGGACAGAGCUGGGGACGUGGAGAUGGACGGGAAGCAGCCCAGCCCCGACCUGGGGCCUGCUGCCCCUGCCGGGGCCGCCUGCCUGGAGCGGGCCAGGAGCCUGUCCUCGCCCUCCUGCUUGCGGUCUCUGUUCAGCAUCACAAAAGGCGUGGAGCUGUCUGGCCUGCCCGGUACAUCCCAGCAACACUUUGCCAGGAGUCCAGCGUGCCCUUUUGACAAGGGGAUCACUCAGGGUGACCUUAGAACUGACUGCACCCCUUUCACAGGGAAUUACGGACAGCCCCAUGUGGGCCAGAAGGACGUGUCCAGCUUCACCAUGGGGUCCCCCCUGAGGGGUCCCGGGUUGGAGGCGCUCUGUAAACAGGAGGGUGAGCUGGACCGGAGGAGCGUCAUCUUCUCCUCCAGCACUUGUGACCAAGUGAGCACCUCGGUGCAUUCAUAUUUGGGGGUGAACAGUUUGGACAAAGACCUCUCCGAGCCGGUGCCAAAGGGCCUGUGGGUGGGAGCUGGCCAGUCUCUCCCUACCUCACAGGCCUACUCCCAUGGGGGGCUGAUGGCUGACCACUUGCCAGGAAGGAUGCGGCCCAACACCAGCUGCCCGGUGCCAAUCAAAGUCUGCCCACGCUCACCCCCCUUGGAGACCAGGACCAGGACCUCCAGUUCCUGUUCCUCCUACUCCUAUGCAGAGGAUGGGAGCGGGGGCUCCCCCUGCAGCCUCCCUCUCUGUGAGUUCUCCUCCUCGCCCUGUUCCCAGGGAGCCAAGUUCCUUGCCACCGAACAUCAGGAACCAGGCCUGAUGGGAGACGGGAUGUACAACCCAGUCCGACCCCAAAUUAAAUGUGAGCAGUCUUACGGAACCAACUCCAGCGACGAGUCGGGAUCAUUUUCGGAAGCAGAUAGUGAGUCGUGUCCUGUGCAGGACAGGGGCCAGGAGGUCAAACUUCCUUUUCCUGUAGAUCAGAUCACAGAUCUCCCGAGGAAUGAUUUUCAGAUGAUGAUUAAAAUGCACAAGCUGACCUCAGAGCAGUUGGAGUUCAUCCACGACGUCCGGCGGCGCAGCAAGAACCGCAUCGCGGCCCAGCGCUGCCGCAAGAGGAAGCUGGACUGCAUUCAGAACCUGGAGUGUGAGAUCCGCAAAUUGGUGUGUGAGAAGGAGAAGCUGCUAUCAGAGAGGAACCAACUGAAGGCAUGCAUGGGGGAACUGCUGGACAACUUCUCCUGCCUCUCCCAGGAAGUCUGCCGGGACAUCCAGAGUCCCGAGCAGAUCCAGGCCCUGCAUCGGUACUGCCCGGUCCUCAGACCCAUGGACCUCCCCACAGCCUCCAGUAUUAAUCCUGCACCCCUGGGUGUCGAGCAGAACCUUGCAGCCUCCCAGUGUGCAGUGGGGGAAAGUGUGCCCUGCUGCUUGGAGCCUGGCACGGCUCCCCCCGGACCCCCUUGGGCACCCAGCAAUGCCUCUGAGAAUUGUACCUCUGGGAGGAGGCUAGACGGCACUGACCCGGGAGCCUUCUCAGAGAGAGGACCUCCUCUUGAACCGAGGAGCCAAACAGUGACCGUGGACUUCUGCCAGGAAAUGACUGAUAAGUGCACAACUGACGAGCAGCCCAGGAAAGAUUUCACCUAGUGACGGGGGUCUGCCUGCCCGUCCUCACACCGCUCCUGUGUAGGCGUUCUUCAGCCAGACCGUGGCACUGCUCAUCUGCUGUCCUGAAGAACCAACAGAGAAUUUGGUGCACACUACAGUGGUCUCAGCAGCAAUACUGUUCCCGAGUAUUCCCUCCUUGUUCAGGCAGGAGUCGUAGAUAGUUACCUUCACAAUGGUGCUACCCCUUGCUCAGGCAGGGAAAGAUGACGGUGACGACACUGUCUGUCUGUGGCUUAAUUCAGUCUUCACAGGGAUGGACUACACCACCUCUAGGACCCAACCACGGAUUUUUUUUCUCAGUGGCCCAUGUCACAAACCCUAUCUCAGGAAUUUCUUCUGAAUGUUCAAUUUUUUCAUUGAAGACAGCUUCUAUACACAUCAAAGUUUUAUAGCUAGACUGUACAUAGUAUAUAUAAUAUAUAUAAAAAAUAUAUAUAUAUCCAUAUGCAAAAGUCCUGCAUGCCUCGAUUUUCUCAUCCUAAAACUGGAAACUUCAUUUUUCAUUUAUAAACAAGUUCCAACAUUCCUCCUCUUUUGUCUCUGAUGCUAGAACUAGUUUGGUAACUGUUAACAUGGUCAUUUUUCUCGCUUCAGAGUUCAAUUCACUUGUUCUUAUUUAUGGACAAAAUUCAACGUUGGAAGCUUUUUUUUCAAGGUUUUAUUUCAGACCUUUUUUGUUUGGUUUGGUUUUGGCCCCGCCAAAUGGUGUCAUCUGAGCAUUGUGGAUUUGUUUUCCAGUUUGGGUGGUUGUUUUUUUUUCCUUGCAAAUACUGUACAGUGAUGGUCAACUUUGCCACUUGCACUGAGUUGGGGUCAAACCUGUUUUCCUAAAUGAAGUUGUAACUUCACUAUAACUCAAGUAUACUGUAUAUUCUUUGCUUUUAGUUAAAAAGUAAAACAUUUUAGCUAAUUAAAAAGCACUCAGGUGAUAAUUAUGUAGGAAAAACAAUCUUGCCAAAUAAUGAAUUUAUCCUAGGAUGUGUGGAGAAAAUCUGCUUGAAUAUUUUUCUAUCUCACCUCCUCCCCACCUCUCCCUAAGCCGAUUUUAAAUGCAGAUAGGGUUCAGCCUUGACGCUGGAUGUUAAGAUUCCUAAGUGGGGAGAGAGUUUGGACAUGUCGCUCAAAAGAACAUCAGAACAGCAGGAAUCCAUGCUUUCAGACCAGAACUCAGCAGGCAAUGCUCCUAGAAAUCUAGAUAGAACUGUUUUCUCACCCAGGGAGUAAGUCCCAUCCACCUCGACACUUCAUCAGGCCUCCGCCUGCUCUUAAAAGUGUCGUACAGCAGGACCUUCACCUCCGAAGGACAUGGCUCGCCGGCCUGCUCUCCUACCCGGGGUCAGCCUCCCAGGACAUGUCGCCUAAGGGGAUGUGAAUCGCAGCCCCGAGGGCCCUGCCUCUAGGUGGCAAUGUCCUGGUUAGUGCAGCGCACCCUGGGAGGAGAGAGCCAGGCAGACUCAAGCCUGAGAUCCACCCCGCACACAAGCUGACACAUUUCUUUCUCCCUUCCUUCUCCUAAUGCUUUCAGUUGUAUUCGGAGGUUCUCCUGCCAUUCUCCUGUUUGAAGUCAGACUUCAUUCUGAGGCUUUGGACAUCAGCAGGAGCCUUCCCUAUACCCUUCCCCAAGCACACACCCACCGCACCCUCACCUGAUGAUAAUUUUCUUCUCUUGCUGCGAAACUGGUUGGCUGGCAACCCAGAGAGAGCAGCGUCCCUUGGCUCUGGGGCAUGUUGGCCCCUGGGCACGUUUACAGGAAGGUGUGCCCCCAGGAGGAGGAAUCAGCUCCCUCCCUCCCGUGGUCCCGGGCCUCCCUCCAUCUCAGCCCUGAGCAGCCCACAGGCCACUGCAGCCUGGCUGGGGAAGAGUCCUGAGCAGUUUGAUAUGGGGAUGGGGUGGUGGGCAGCGGGGAAUAGGUGGUUAACUUUGUUUCUUUAUUGUGCCAUUGUUCAGAGAAUAUUAAAGCUGCAUGUAAAAGGGGAAAUUAGUAUAUGAUGUAGGCAAAAAGUGAACUCAUAGUAACAUAUGUUUUAGUAUUAUUAACUUUUUUCUGUACAAAUAUUAGCGCUAAAUGUUUAAAUAUGUAUGAAUGCCAGAAAUUUGUUGGUUCAUGCAGUAGGAUAUGAAAAAAAAGGCUUUUCUUUUAAACUGGUUCCACUUUUAAAACCUGCCUCUGGGUUUUUGUUUUUUUCCCGUGUGUGUGUGUACAUGUGUGAGAGACAGUUGUUGGAAUUUCUCGGCCUAGUAGAACAGUUCUGUGCUUCACCAUGACAUUUACCUUUGUGGAAACGGUGACAGCUAGAAUUCAAACUCAGUGUGAACCCCGGGACACUUCACAGGUGUGUGCUAUGGUGGAGUCGUCCACGGACAGUAUUUUGUUUUUUAACUUUGUUGCCUUUAAGUGACCUCUCCUUUUAAAAAAAGAAAUUAUUUCCACUCACAUCAUAACCAGGGCCAAGCCAGCUUCCAGGCGUGAGUUACUUGGUGACAACUCACGGGCCACAUUUGAUCCCUGUCCCCAGGCUUCUGUGGUCCCACAGCCUGCACCUUUGAGGCACCCAGGAGGGGUGGGGUCUCUUUAUUCCCCCCUGACUCGGCCCUCCUCGUCCUACCAAGCCCUGCCAUAGGAACUGGUUAAAGACGCUGCUCUAGAAACUGUCUUUCGCUUUCUUAGGGGUUUUAACAUGUUAUUUCAUUCAUGAACCACCAUGAACAGUGACUAGCUGUAUGCAGUUUUGUUCAUGGGACGUGUGUGUCUCUUACUGUUCUGAGCAUGUGCUUGUCAGAAUUAUUUCUGGGUUGAUUCAAAAGGAGGACUUGCUGGGGACCUCAGCAAUCCAAACCACCUCAAGUGGAAUUUAGAAACCUGUCUCCCUGCCCUGAGACCCUGCAGUCAGCCCCAUGUCUUUCAUAAACAUGAAAAGCAAGUGAAUAGCAAGGAAUAAUGUUUGCCCGGUUUGGUGAUGUUUGUGUUCUUACAAAAAUAAAGGACCCUGCAACCAUGGAUUAUUGAGGAGGUCCCUGGUUGCAGGUAACCUGAGGCUGAUCAGCACCCACCCUAGUCUAGUGCCCCACUUGUGUCUCCAGACAACCUCCCUUUGUCCAAAUUGGUCAGACUUCGGGCAGGUGAGUACUUUGCUAUAAGUGUUUGUUUCUCUGUGUUAUUUGGGGGUUGCCUUGAAUAAAAUUGAACUUCAUCAUAUACUGAUUCUAGAACAAAACAGUUACAAAAACUUUUUAAAGAAAAAAACGAAAAGACCUGGCAAAAUUACAAGGCCACCUGCUGCUUCUCUUGUGAGUUCCCUGACGAUGACUGGAGCAUCAGAGGUGGUGCAGCAGGAAACCUUAUUUUGUAUGUCGUACCAGUAAUUUUAUUAAAAGUUUCCUGCUUUUAAGAUGCAUUAUAAUUUUGGAUGUAAUCCUUGCCUUGCUUUUCCAUGGAAAUUAAAAAAAAAAAAGGCCUAAUGAUCAGUAUGCCACCUGCCACUGCCCCUUCCAAAGGCUUCUGGGCCCAGCCACAGGACUGCGUUAGAGGCCUGGCCGGUGCACACACCACGUGAAGUUUCAGGCUGUUGUCAAGAGGCCUGAGCCCACAGACUUUUAAUAUUUUAUGGUUGCUAUUAAAGAAAUAAACAUUUGAAUACAACGAGCCUUUUAAGAAACUAAAAAAGCCUGCCCCAGGAAGCUACUCUAGAUCUUACGAGUAGCACAGUCCUAGAAAUGAGUAAAAGCCACCCACAAGGUUUCUCAAAUGCUGUACCCCAUUUACAGUAGGAAGUGACGUCAAAUUGCUCCACUGUUGCUUACAAUUCAGGAGUCUGAGAUCUAGAAGAGAGCGAGAAUCAGGUUUGGUCCUCAAAUCACUGAAGAAUAAGAUUUUUUUUUUUAAGAAUAAAGUUGUUCACUCUGUCAUGAGUUCAUAUUUCUUCCUAAAAUUGAGAAUUUUGUUGUAAGUUCAAUUUCUGGCAAGUCAGCCCACAAAACAAUGCCCUGUUUGGAGUUGGGAAGUGUGUGUGCGUGGAGGCAUUCUGUGUUCAAAGUGUAUGUUGAUAAUACUGCCCGAGCUGUCCCAUGACCCAAGCAUCAAAGACUGAUGUUAUAGAAUAGAAUUUAUUUGUACACAAAUAGUGUUUGUACAUAGCAAAGACUUAACUGUGGCAGAUUAAGGAUAAGUUAUUCAACAGACGGUGCAAAAACAUUACUUGCAAAGAAAAGUAAGUUUAUAUUUUCCUAUGCUCCAUCCUGGGAGAUAAUAUUUAUAUCAAAUUAAUGUCAGUGCAUUUUAAUUGAAAGAGGAAAAUGAUGCUGCCGUUUCGUGACGGUUUCCCACUUGGCUGGAGAGGCCACCUUUCGUAGCUUUGAUUUAAUGUUGUGACAUAGUGUCUGCGUUUUGCUGUCAAGCAAUGGAUAAACAGUUCGGACUUCCAUUUUCAUUCCAGUUUAUUGACCUCAGAUAAAAACACUGGCCCUUCUUGGAAACAGAAGUGCACAGAGACCAUUAAUUUCAGGUAGACUCGAGUCCAGUGCCGAGUGCUCCUGUGGGGAUAGUCAGACACAUGUCCUGGGAAAGAGCAAAGGGACUUGAACAGAGCGGGGUUUGCCUAAAGACAGAUGCUAAAUCUUCUACCAAAACAUGUCUGGAAGCAGAGGGGGCCUCCGCCGCGCUCGAGUCCUAAUAGUGCUUUUUGCACGCAUGAGUGCUGGGAUGCCCAUUUGCACUCUGACAUCAAAGACUCAGCACUUUCUAAUGAGUAAUCAGGAAGAUUCCAUGUGCGUUCAGGAGCUUUGAGUGCUUGUUAGAUGCAGGGACCACGGAGGCAAGCACCGCCUUUGUUUGUGAGGCCAAGAGGGCCUGUGACAAUUUGUUCCAGAACCAGUCUGAUGCAAGUGCACCUCUAAUAUUUGCCUUACGGACUCCAGAGGCCAUAUUCAAAACAGGGUCUUCUCAGUGUAUGCAAGGGGCUGCAGCCCCUCCUCUCUUCCUCCCCAGGUCGAACAAUACGGACAGUUUUCACACAUAUCUACCUGUAUAACCCUCUGUACCUCUCAUAACUGGUCAACGACUGUAACAGGUUACAUCAGGUGUUUUUCUACAUACUUUUUACACAGAUUCUAUGCGAAUAAUAUAACUUAACUCAAUGCAUCAUUUUAUUAUACUAGUUCUUAGGCUUGUCCUUAUUUUUUUUCUAAGUGAUUGUGAUUUCUCUUGUGGUUUUUAUUGUAAAGAUAAAAGGCUAUUGAUGCUUAUUCUCUGUAACUAAUUUUUACCUUUGGGAGGAAAAAAGCAUUGCUAUGAACUAAUGAAUUUAAACUUCACUUACUGUAAAUACACUAUUGUGCAAAAACAAAUUUUCACCCAAUUGAAUUGCUAGUGUUAAAUGAAUUUUGUCUAGACACCAUUUCUGUUGAUGAAAUAAAGACAUAUCAUAUGCAUUGU